This is a messenger RNA of Miniopterus natalensis, 1243 nucleotides long. RefSeq names its product beta-ureidopropionase 1 (gene UPB1). Gene Ontology annotation, molecular function: beta-ureidopropionase activity. NCBI's taxonomy places the organism in Eukaryota, Metazoa, Chordata, Mammalia, Chiroptera, Miniopteridae. The record is from RefSeq and is a predicted model, not a curated record.
CUCCUCCUCCCCCGGGGGUAAAGGGCAGGCAGUUUGGGUCUGGACGUCGGGAGCUUGCGGUCUUCAGCCAUGGCUGGGCCUGAAUGGAAGUCGCUGGAGCAGUGCUUGGAGAAGCACCUGCCGCCCACAGACCUGCUGGAGGUGAAACGCCUUCUUUAUGGCAAGGAGACCAGGAAACUCGACCUGCCCAGCAGGGCUUUUGAGUUGGCCUCUGAAGGGGACUUUGAGCUGCAGGGAUAUGCCUUCGAGGCAGCAGAAGAGCAGCUGAGGGGACCUCGGACAGUGCGUGUGGGGCUUGUUCAGAACAAAAUCCCCCUGCCCGCGGAUGCCCCUGUGGCCAAACAGGUCUCUGCCCUUCACAGACGUAUAGAAGCCAUUGUAGAGGUGGCUGCAAUGUGUGGAGUCAAUAUUAUCUGUUUCCAGGAAGCGUGGACUAUGCCUUUUGCUUUCUGUACGAGAGAGAAGCUUCCUUGGACAGAAUUUGCUGAGUCAGCAGAGGAUGGGCCCACCACCAGGUUCUGUCAGAAGCUGGCAAAGAAGCAUGACAUGGUAGUGGUAUCCCCCAUCCUGGAACGAGAUGGAGAGCACGGGGACGUUCUGUGGAACACAGCUGUAGUGAUCUCCAAUUCUGGAAAGGUCCUGGGCAAGACCAGGAAAAACCACAUCCCCAGAGUGGGUGAUUUCAACGAGUCUACUUACUACAUGGAAGGAAACCUGGGCCACCCUGUGUUCCAGACGCAGUUCGGGAGGAUCGCAGUGAACAUUUGCUACGGGCGGCACCACCCCCUCAACUGGUUCAUGUACAGCGUCAAUGGGGCUGAGAUCAUCUUCAACCCCUCAGCCACCAUUGGAACACUCAGUGAGUCCAUGUGGCCCGUCGAGGCCAGGAACGCAGCCAUUGCCAAUCACUGCUUCACCUGCGCCAUCAACCGUGUGGGCAAGGAGUACUUCCCGAAUGAGUUUACCUCUGGAGAUGGGAAGAAAGCUCACAAGGACUUCGGCUACUUUUAUGGCUCAAGCUACGUGGCAGCCCCAGACAGCAGCCGCACUCCCGGGCUCUCCCGAGACCAGGACGGGUUGCUGGUUGCUGAGCUCAACCUCAACCUCUGCCGGCAGGUGAAUGAUGUCUGGAACUUCAAGAUGACAGGCAGAUAUGACAUGUAUGCACGGGAGCUUGCGGAAGCUGUCAAACCCAACUACAGCCCCAAUAUCGUGAAGGAAUAGCUGGCCUUCAGCCCCUGCC